GCGGGUGGGUGUGGCCGGACGUGGCGCUUUCGGCCUCGGUGGGAGGGAGGGAAAGCUAUCCGGGUCUCGGCGGGCGUCGGAGCAGAGGUGUGCCUCAGUCCGGUCCACCACGGAGCUAGCCCUUCACGCUGUUUGUCCCAGGCCUUCGCUUGCCGGGACUCUCGUGGCCUCGGGCCCCGGGCCCCGCGCGGGGGAAGGGCGGAUAGGGAGCGGGAUUGUGUUCCGUUUGUACCACUGAGUAGUUCUCUGACCUUUGGCAGCAACGUCCUUUCUCUGGCUUCAGCUGGUUUCUUUGGAAGGUGGAGAUCGGACUCGUGAGCUUCUUCAGGACCGGAACUGACUGACUAGUGUUAAAUACCGGUUCUCAUAGAGGGACUGUGUUAGGGAUCUUGAAAACAUUGCCAUCAUGUCUGACAUUCAAGAAGCUACUAAACAACUCCUGGAUGUGAACCUUCACGUAAAACAGAGAUCUGUACCAGUGACAGAAAGUGACAUCAGAAGUGAGUCUGAGCAUCUCCAUGUCACCAUUGGAGCCACUGUACCUACUGGCUUUGAGCAAACAGCUUCGGAUGAAGUGAGAGAGAAAUUGGGGUCAUCAUGCAAAAUCAGCAAAGACCGGGGCAAGAUUUAUUUUGACAUUGCAGUGGAAAGCCUAGCUCAGGUUCACUGUCUGAGGUCAGUUGAUAACUUAUUUGUGGUUGUUCACGAGUUUAAAGAUUACCAAUUCAAAAACACAAAGGAAGAAGUUCUAAAGGAUUUUGAAGACCUGGCUGGAAAACUCCCAUGGUCAGUCCCUUUAAAAGUAUGGAAAAUUAACACCAGUUUCAAGAAGAAAAAAACAAAGCGCAAAAAGAUAAAUCAGAAUUCAAGUAAAAGGAAGAUUGAUAAUGGACAAGGAGACAAAUUAGAUGAGCGAGAUGUCAAGAAAGAGUUCACCAACCAUACUUUAGGUUCACAUAUCUUAGACUUUUAUGAAAAUCCAGCCAUCAAAGAAGAGAUAUCAACACUAGUAGGUGACUUGGCAUCUUGCAAAGAUGAGACAGAUGAAAGAGCAAAGGAAGAAACUGAGUCUCAAGUGCUGAAGUUUAGAGUCACAUGCAGCAGAGCAGGAGAGAAACAUUGCUUUACCUCAAAUGAGGCUGCAAGAGAUUUUGGGGGUGCUGUUCAAGAGUAUUUUAAGUGGAAGGCUGACAUGACCAACUUUGAUGUGGAGGUUCUCUUGAAUAUCCGUGAUAGUGAAGUCAUUGUGGGCAUUGCACUAACUGAGGAGAGUCUCCACCGAAGAAACAUCACACAUUUUGGACCUACAACUCUUAGAUCAACGCUUGCCUAUGGGAUGCUCAGGCUCUGUGCACCUCAACCUACUGAUAUAAUAAUUGAUCCAAUGUGUGGAACAGGGGCCAUACCAAUAGAGGGAGCUACUGAAUGGUCUAACUGUUACCAUAUUGCUGGUGACAAUAAUCCACUGGCUGUGAAAAGAACAGCAAAUAACAUCUCAUCUUUAUUGACCAAGAACCAAAUUAAAGAAGGCAAACCAUCCUGGGGCUUGCCCAUUGAUGCUGUUCAGUGGGAUAUCUGCAAUCUCCCAUUGAGAACUGGCUCUGUGGAUGUUAUUACAACAGAUAUGCCAUUUGGAAAAAGGAUGGGCUCCAAGAAGAGAAACUGGAAUCUUUAUCCAGCUUGCCUACGGGAGAUGGGCCGUGUCUGCAGACCAGGGACAGGACGGGCUGUACUACUUACUCAGGACAAGAAAUGCUUUUCCAAGGCUUUAUCUGGAAUGGGACAUGUAUGGCGAAAGGUCCAUACGGUCUGGGUGAACAUAGGGGGUCUUCAUGCUGCAGUUUAUCUUCUGAAACGUACGCCUCAAGUUUUUGUACAUUCUUCAGAGGAAGAUGAAGUCCUUGGUAAUGCAAAUAAUGAAGAUGAUUAAUAGUGUUUGUACUUCCUAACAUUGGAAAUGUCAGUGUGAAGAACUUGCUUUGAGGGAAAAAUAACAGAAGUACAGCCAUACUAUUUAAAUUAUUCCAUAGUUCCUCACUUUGGUUAGUGUGAAUGUAACAUGAUACAAUUUAAAAAGUAUUGAGAAAGAAGAACUUUUGUUUUUAAAACCUCAGGAGUCUAGGUUUUAAAAUUUUUUUUUUUUUUUGGGCUUCCAUUAUGGCAUAUGGAAAGGCACCUUGACCUAAAGAAAGACAGAGAACACAGUCAUAGCAUCUUAGGCCAUAUUUUAUUGCCUAUGCAGCUUUGUUCUUCAGUAGCUCAGGUUCUUUAUCUCAACCUUAAAAAUGAAGCAUUGUUAACAUUUUGCAGUUUACUCCAUGACAAGAUGAAAUGUUAUAAAACCAACAGGAAAGUUUACCAUCUGCCUUAAAAAUUAAAAUAUGCAUCCAUUAUUCAUAUUAACAUACAGAGCUAAAACAGAGGGCUGGAAUUUAUGAAAGGACAUUUUGUGUCAUAAUUUUCGUAAUUUAUGAAAGACAUUUCUAUGUGUAAAUAGCAGCAGAAAUAUUGGUGGAUGAGGUAUAGGACCAACAAGCUGUUUUUUUUCUUUCAGUACUCAAAAGGUGUGUUGCUUUUCAAAACCAAAAAUAAACCCAAAGUAUUGUUAUUAUCUUGCUGGUUGAAGGAUGAAUUUAAAAACUGAUCUUUGAGAACAGUUUGGGGGCUGGAUAUAGUAGCACAUGGGGGAAAAAAAAGAAAUGUGAUACCCUAACUGAAAAAAAAGUAAAACUAAAGCAAAAUAAGAGGAAAGGGUGCUGAGAUCUUGGGUCAAGUGAAAGAACUAUUCCUAGCAAGCUGGAGGCCCAGAGUUCAAAACCAGUACUGUCCAAAACAACCUCCUUUCCCAAAAAAACUCCUUAAUUUGGGAGUCAUGUAAGUUGUUUUUGUUUCUUCCUCCUGAGUCAUUGUUCACAUUUUAUUGCUUUUCCAGUUACAGCUAGUCCCUCCUAAGACAGUUUUAUGGAAAAUAAAAUAACCUCAAUAUUCAUUCAGUCUUUUUAAAAUGAUGCUUCCUGAGAACAAAUAGUUAAGGUUUUAUGUGAAAUUCUCUAAAGUAUUUAGUUUAUUUUGAACUAUCUGCUUGCACUCAGCUUAGCUUUUCAAUGUCAUGUUACUAAUAUACUACUACUACUCGUACUACCCUUUUAUGUCUCAGUUUAGACACAGUACUUCCUUUGAAAAAAUAGUUUACAUUGGCAACGUAGUCAACAACCCCAGUCUGGUUUCAGAACUGCUACCCAACACAUGAGAAUAAAUUGGAAAUAAGACAUUUAUAAAAGCCUGACAUUCUAGAUUUGUAUCUUUACCAUAGUCAGAAUUCAUAGAUGUUAUUACUUAUGGCUUGAACAUAAUUUUCACCUGUGACAAAAGAAACCAUUUAAACCACAAACUAAAUUAGGGGCUGAUUUACAGAACCAGAAAAUACAAAGACCAUGUCUGUUUCCACCAACAUUUACCAAGUGCCUUGCGUGGCAUAGGAUCUGCCUGUAUGGAACAAAUGAAUUUUAACAUUAGCUUAUUUUUCAGUUUUGUGCUUAUUUCACUGUAGCUUUAGUGCUGCU
Castor canadensis (American beaver) is the source of this 3563-nucleotide messenger RNA. Lineage: Eukaryota; Metazoa; Chordata; Mammalia; Rodentia; Castoridae. The record is from RefSeq and is a predicted model, not a curated record.